AUGGCGCAAGUUGUAGCUACCAGGCCAAUUCACAGUUCCUUGCACAACCCUAGCUCUGGAUCUCUACAGAGCCAAGUUGAGAAGCUGAAGCCAUCCGGCUUUGCGGCGAAAGUUUUGGCUCGUAAUGAGCGCAGGUGGAGCGGUGGAGCUGUUCGCGUUAGUGUGCCGAUCACUGCCAGAAAAGCUGCACGCCUUGAGUCUGAAGUCCUUCCUUUCACUCCUGAUGACGUUGAGAAGACAGAUGAUCAAAUUCCUCGCUUACAUGGGAUCCAGCAGCUUGGUGACACAUCAGUUGGAAUGUGGUCAAAGCCUACGGUAAGGCGGAAGACAAAAAUUGUAUGCACAAUUGGUCCCUCUACCAACACUAGGGAAAUGAUAUGGAAAUUAGCUGAGGCUGGGAUGAAUGUUGCGCGUCUUAACAUGUCCCAUGGGGACCAUGCUUCACAUCAAAAAGUGAUUGACUUGGUAAAAGAAUAUAAUGCCCAAGCGAAAGACAAUGUCAUUGCCAUUAUGCUUGAUACAAAGGGUCCGGAGGUGAGAAGUGGUGACUUACCGCAACCGAUCAUGUUGGAACCUGGGCAAGAAUUCACUUUUACAAUCAGGAGAGGAGUUGGAACUGCUGACUGUGUCAGUGUUAAUUAUGAUGAUUUUGUCAAUGAUGUAGAAGUAGGGGAUAUGCUUCUUGUUGAUGGUGGCAUGAUGUCAUUGCUGGUAAAAUCCAAGACUGAAGAUUCAGUAAAAUGUGAAGUUAUUGAUGGCGGAGAACUUAAAUCCAGGCGUCAUUUAAAUGUUAGGGGCAAAAGUGCUACACUUCCAUCAAUUACUGAAAAGGACUGGGAUGACAUCAAGUUUGGAGUAGACAAUAAGGUUGAUUUCUAUGCUGUUUCCUUUGUCAAAGAUGCUGCUGUGGUCCAUGAAUUGAAGAACUAUCUUAAAAGCUGUGGUGCCGAUAUUCAUGUUAUUGUUAAGAUUGAAAGUGCCGACUCCAUUCCGAACUUGCAUUCUAUCAUUACUGCUUCUGAUGGGGCAAUGGUUGCCAGAGGAGAUCUUGGAGCUGAGUUGCCAAUUGAGGAGGUUCCCUUGUUGCAGGAAGAAAUAAUCAGGAUAUGCCGCAGUAUGGGGAAAGCUGUUAUUGUCGCAACCAAUAUGCUUGAAAGCAUGAUUGUGCACCCAACACCGACACGAGCUGAGGUGUCAGAUAUUGCAAUUGCAGUUAGAGAGGGAGCUGAUGCAGUCAUGCUUUCUGGAGAAACUGCUCAUGGAAAGUUUCCUUUGAAAGCGGCAAAGGUCAUGCAUACAGUCUCAUUAAGGACUGAAGCAACCAUUGUUGGCGGAGAAAAACCACAAAAUCUUGGUCAUGCUUUCAAGAACCACAUGAGUGAAAUGUUUGCAUUCCAUGCAACAAUGAUGUCCAACACCCUUGGUACCUCAAUAGUUGUCUUUACCAGAACCGGUUUCAUGGCCAUCCUUCUAAGUCACUUUCGGCCUUCUGGCACCAUAUUUGCCUUUACUAAUGAGAAGAGAGUACAACAGAGGCUGGCUUUGUAUCAAGGCGUGUGCCCUAUUUACAUGGAUUUCAUGGAUGAUGCAGAGGAAACAUUCUCAAAUGCAUUAGCCUUGUUGCAGAAGCAAGGAAUGGUAAAGGAAGGAGAACAAGUAGCUCUUGUUCAAAGUGGCAAACAACCGAUCUGGAGGUUGCAAUCAACACACAACAUCCAGGUCAGGACGGUUUAG
This is a messenger RNA of Oldenlandia corymbosa var. corymbosa, 1734 nucleotides long. NCBI's taxonomy places the organism in Eukaryota, Viridiplantae, Streptophyta, Magnoliopsida, Gentianales, Rubiaceae. The record is from the annotation of a GenBank genome assembly.